Melozone crissalis (California towhee) is the source of this 2223-nucleotide messenger RNA. It is a transcript of the gene SLC25A25, whose product is annotated as solute carrier family 25 member 25. The coding region runs from base 432 to 1961 and encodes 509 amino acids. Gene Ontology annotation, molecular function: ATP transmembrane transporter activity; calcium ion binding. Gene Ontology annotation, biological process: transmembrane transport. NCBI's taxonomy places the organism in Eukaryota, Metazoa, Chordata, Aves, Passeriformes, Passerellidae. The transcript is spliced from 11 exons. Gene Ontology annotation, cellular component: mitochondrial inner membrane. The record is from RefSeq and is a predicted model, not a curated record.
CACUGCUGCAGUGGGGACGCAGCCCCGGUGCUCAGCAUCGCCGGGAGCCGGGACGCGCCGCUCGCUUGGCAGCUCUGAGAGGCUCCUGUCGGAGAGGUUCAUCGUUAGCUCGGGCGUCUCGGCUUCUCUGCGCGAGCAGUCUCGGCUUCUCCGUGCCGCGGGGGCUUGUGCUUUGUCUGUUGCCAUCAGAUUUCUGAGGCUCUGGUACAAUGAGCUGCUUGUCAGGCCAGGCACGACUGCAGUAGCAGCAAUUUCAAAAGGCAGGAAGCGUCCGCAGGAGCGGUCUGUAAAGAAUCGGAGCCGGUGGAGUCGCUGGGUUGAAGCUCCCGCUGGCUGCCGUGCCGGUUCCCGUCUCGGGGGUGCUUGGUAGUGCAGUCACAUCAUCCUUGGCAGCGGGCAGCUCCUGAGCGCUCAGGGUUUCCCUGCCUGGGAUGCUCGCUGGAGCAGCAAUGCUGCAGACCCUGUGGCAUUUUCUGUCUAGCUUCCUUCCCAGGGCCAUAUGCCAAGGUCCUGCAGAUGAAAAAGAGGAUGAGGCCAGAAACACCACCCCACUUCCAGGCCCCGGGGAGAAAGGGCCAAAGGUGUUGGGGAAGACACAGGACAGAGGGACUGAUCCCACUGAAAGGAGACCAACUAUCCUACUGGUGGUUGGACCCGCAGAGCAUUUUCCAAAGAAAAUUGUGAAGGCUGGAGACAAAGACCUGGAUGGACAGCUGGAUUUUGAGGAAUUUGUUCACUAUCUCCAGGACCAUGAAAAGAAGCUGAGACUGGUUUUCAAGAGUCUGGAUAAAAAGAAUGAUGGCCGCAUCGAUGCCCAGGAGAUUGUCCAGUCCCUGCGGGACCUGGGGGUCAAGAUCUCUGAACAGCAGGCUGAGAAAAUACUGAAGAGAAUAAGGACGGGACACUUCUGGGGUCCUGUCACCUACAUGGAUAAAAAUGGGACAAUGACAAUUGAUUGGAAUGAGUGGAGAGACUAUCACCUGCUGCACCCCGUGGAGAACAUUCCUGAAAUCAUCCUGUACUGGAAGCACUCCACGAUCUUCGAUGUGGGAGAGAAUUUGACUGUCCCUGAUGAGUUCACAGUGGAAGAGAGGCAGACAGGGAUGUGGUGGAGACAUCUGGUUGCAGGUGGAGGUGCAGGUGCCGUGUCCAGAACCUGCACAGCUCCCUUGGACCGUUUGAAAGUGCUCAUGCAGGUGCACGCCUCGCGCAGUAACAACAUGUGCAUCGUCGGCGGCUUCACGCAGAUGAUCCGCGAGGGCGGCCCCCGCUCACUGUGGAGGGGCAACGGCAUCAACGUGCUCAAGAUUGCCCCCGAGUCAGCCAUCAAGUUCAUGGCCUAUGAGCAGAUCAAGCGGUUCAUCGGCACCGACCAGGAAAUGCUGAGGAUCCACGAGAGGCUCCUGGCUGGUUCUCUGGCUGGGGCCAUUGCACAGAGCAGCAUCUACCCCAUGGAGGUUCUGAAAACACGGAUGGCUCUGAGAAAGACAGGGCAAUAUUCAGGCAUGUUGGAUUGUGCCAAAAACAUCCUUGCAAAGGAAGGAAUGGCUGCCUUCUACAAAGGCUACAUCCCCAACAUGCUGGGAAUCAUUCCAUAUGCUGGGAUUGACCUGGCAGUCUAUGAGACACUAAAAAACACCUGGUUGCAACGCUACGCCGUCAACAGCGCUGACCCCGGGGUCUUUGUCCUGCUGGCCUGUGGCACCAUCUCCAGCACCUGUGGGCAGCUGGCCAGUUACCCUCUGGCCCUUGUGAGGACACGCAUGCAGGCCCAAGCUUCAGUGGAGGGUGCUCCUGAAGUGACCAUGAGGGGACUGUUCAAACACAUCCUGAAGACAGAGGGAGCGUUUGGGCUUUACCGGGGCCUGGCACCCAACUUCAUGAAGGUGAUCCCAGCUGUGAGCAUCAGCUACGUGGUCUAUGAGAACUUGAAGAUGACUCUGGGCGUGGACUCACGGUGACCAGGAGAUGCUGAGGACUUGGAACUCUGAAAUCUUGGGAUGCAAUCCCAAGACAUAUAAGCCAUCUCUCAUUCUGUGAAUGUGUCGACACUAAGCUGACUAAGCAAAGCUGUGAAAUCUCAGAUUGUGAGUCAGUAAGGAACGGGGAGGGGAGGAUCUGGUGUCCUUUGCCAUCUUGCUACUCAGAGCUCCACAUAAACCAUCAUGGGGUCCUUUUUGUUGGGCCUUUUGGGAGACCAGGAGCUGAACUCCUGGGAGUUGC